CUUUAGUGUUCGCAGUCGAGGAUCAGACAUCUUUCACAACCCGAAAAAAACUAGAUCUGCUUUUUUAUGUAAUGUCCAGACACUCUCGAUGAUGAGAAUGAAGUAACUAUUGAGAUAACACCGUAUAUGGAUAAAGUAACUUCAAGAUCGACGUGAAGUUGCCGCGGCUGCAUAUCCCCUGCAUUGGUGCAACCCGAGUGAGACAGAAACUGCUGAAAACGAGGAUAAGACGAUAAGAAAUAGAACGACACAAACAAAAGGUGAAAUUCACAAUAAAUCGUCUCUCAGCUUCGAAAAAAAAUCAUUUGCUUUGACAUGUGCAAGUGAUAAUCACAGUCAUUAAUUAAAAAUGCAAGAGGACGUGUUCCCUGCUGCUGAAAAAAUUCUCUCGGACAUUGAGAACGUGCUCCGAAAGGAUGUGAAUCUCCAAAGUUUCGAGAUAAUUCCCUCCCCAGACUCCGAGAAUCGUUCUCCCGUAUACCACGACGCGAACUCACUGGGUCUGGCCUCCUGGUGUGUUCAGCCGCUCUACACUUAUGCCUAUACCCGCCUAAUGGAGCUUCGCCUCAACAAGCUCCGCCGUGAGGAUCCGUCCACCGUCUCCAGAUGGUUGAUGGGUGCCCUCCUGCUCAAUCCCGACGUCUCGACUUUCUGGAACAUGCGCCGAGAACUGACGAAAAACGGCCGCCUGGAUCCACUGGAGGAGCUACGAUUCACCCGGGCCGUUCUCCAUCAUAAGGCCAAAUGCUUCGAGGCCUUCUCCUACCGGCGUUGGCUGGUGCAGUUCACUCUCAUCGAGCAGCAACAUCCGAACGUCGACGUGGAGUCCCUCCUCAGGACCGAGAUGACUGUCUCAGGAAUAUCAGCCGAUCGUUAUGCUAAUAAUUAUCAUGCCUGGAGUCAUCGGGAGCACAUGAUAUCGACUUAUGAAGCGCUCUGCCCUUCCAGUUUAGGUUCUCUAUUGGUGUCCGAGUGGGAGAUCUCGGGUAAGUGGUGCAGCUGUCAUGUGUCGGAUCAUUCCGGGUUGUCUUAUCGUCAGUUCCUUCUCAAGCGACUGCUACUUCUGGAGAGACAGUCCACUGAGUCCAGACUUGCUGUUGUCCCCGAGGAAUUGGCCAGACAUCGGGACGUCAUUCUGGAUUACGUCAAGGGAGCCAAAGACCCUAAGGAGAUGCUGCUGAAUGACGGUGGCUCAGCGGAAGUUCUGGACGUCCUUCAUGGGUGUGGAAGGGGGAGGAGGAGUGGGGUUGACUACAACAGGGUCUUGAUGGGGUUGUCCUACUGGGUGGAGGACUGCAAGCUUAAUGAGGAGUUGAUUGAAGCCUUCCCCGGACAUGAGGCACUCUGGUACCAUCGAAGGUUCCUCGCUUUUGCCUUGAGGAGAAUCUGUCUGGGAUACUUGAAGAAUUCGUGUUAUAUGGCAGACUGCUUCGAGUCAAGGGACUCUAUCAGCCUGAAGGGGGAUGAGAGCGAUGACAGAAAGUGUCUCCUGGAAGUGGCGUUCGAGGAGAGGAAUGUGGAGAUUGUUCAGAGGGCGAGGAAGCAGUGUCAGGGGAAUGUUGCGGAGAAGUUUAUGAAGUUCUUGGUGGUCAGUGGACUCAGGCUGGAACCUUGAGGAAGGGGGAGAGAAUUGAAGAGGAAAUGUAUUUUUAAAUAAACGUUCUUAGAAAAAAUAAUGGAGUUGGGUUAAUUCGGGAGCUGUUCGAGAAUUUCUGGAACUUCGCGGAAAAUCCGAAUCUCGUUUCUUCUUCAAUGAAUUGUAUUGAUAUAUUUUCAUAGUUCAAGGCUGUUUUUUAAAUCUUAAUGCUGAAUAUAAACUGCUUGAAAUUGUUAUCAAUAUUUAUUCUCCUGUCAUUAAUAUCGAUCGAGAUUAUUGAUCAAUAGCUUUCUACUCAUAAAAAGUUAACAGCCGAAACGAUUCGUCAUUGUUAAUAAACUUUAUCAUAGAAUAUUC
Diachasmimorpha longicaudata is the source of this 1954-nucleotide messenger RNA. It is a transcript of the gene temp, whose product is annotated as protein prenyltransferase alpha subunit repeat-containing protein 1. The record is from RefSeq and is a predicted model, not a curated record. Bases 350 to 1615 code for a protein of 421 amino acids. The transcript has 3 exons. Gene Ontology annotation, cellular component: cytoplasm. Gene Ontology annotation, biological process: protein prenylation. Gene Ontology annotation, molecular function: protein prenyltransferase activity. NCBI's taxonomy places the organism in Eukaryota, Metazoa, Arthropoda, Insecta, Hymenoptera, Braconidae.